This is a messenger RNA of Solanum stenotomum, 444 nucleotides long. RefSeq names its product protein PXR1-like. The record is from RefSeq and is a predicted model, not a curated record. Lineage: Eukaryota; Viridiplantae; Streptophyta; Magnoliopsida; Solanales; Solanaceae. The transcript has 3 exons. Gene Ontology annotation, molecular function: zinc ion binding; nucleic acid binding. The coding region runs from base 1 to 444 and encodes 147 amino acids.
AUGUGUCGUGAUGGCUCCACUGGUUACUUAAAGUGUGGCCAGAAUGGUCAUUUUAUGCGAGAGUGUCCAAAGAACAAACAGGGUAAUGGUAACGAGGGCAAUAGAGCCCAGCCUUCUUCAGUUGCCCCACCAGGCAAAGUUGCAUCUAGAGGAGCUACUCUAGGGGCAAGCAGAGGAGGAAACUAUCUUUAUGCUAUCACUAGUCACCAAGAAAAAGAGGAUUCUCUAGAUGUGUCACUGCCAGUGUACCCCAACUUCAGUUCUGAUGAUUUGGAUCUGGCGCCCCGCGCUACUCAUAGCGCCAAGGAUGCCAGAGACAAUUUUAGUGGGAAACAAAAGAAGAAUGAGAAGAAAGAGACGAAGGAGAAGAACGAGACGGAGGAGAAGGAGGAAAAGAAGGAGACGAAGGAGAAGAAGGAGGAGGAGGAGUUAACAAAAGUAUAA